This is a messenger RNA of Antechinus flavipes (yellow-footed antechinus), 1530 nucleotides long. It is a transcript of the gene PDHB, whose product is annotated as pyruvate dehydrogenase E1 subunit beta. Gene Ontology annotation, molecular function: pyruvate dehydrogenase (acetyl-transferring) activity. The transcript is spliced from 10 exons. Bases 64 to 1149 code for a protein of 361 amino acids. Gene Ontology annotation, biological process: pyruvate decarboxylation to acetyl-CoA. The record is from RefSeq and is a predicted model, not a curated record. Lineage: Eukaryota; Metazoa; Chordata; Mammalia; Dasyuromorphia; Dasyuridae.
CUUAACUAUGGCUAGCCGUUGUCAUUGGGCCAAUCUUCCUCACCGGUAGAGGACACGGGCAAGAUGGCGGCGGGGCUAGUGCGAAGCGGGCUCGCUGGCUGCGGCCAGCAGGUGUCCCGGUUGUUGAGGAGGCGCUUCCACCGCUCGGCGCCCGCCGCGCUGCAGGUGACAGUGCGAGAUGCCUUGAAUCAGGCGAUGGACGAGGAGCUGGAGCGGGACGAGAAGGUCUUUCUGCUCGGAGAAGAAGUGGCUCAGUACGACGGUGCCUACAAGGUCAGCAGAGGCCUUUGGAAGAAGUACGGAGACAAGCGGAUCAUCGACACUCCGAUAUCCGAGAUGGGCUUUGCCGGGAUUGCUGUCGGAGCAGCGAUGGCUGGAUUGAGGCCCAUUUGUGAAUUCAUGACCUUCAACUUCUCAAUGCAAGCAAUUGACCAGGUUAUAAAUUCAGCUGCCAAGACUUACUACAUGUCAGGGGGGCUUCAGCCCGUGCCCAUUGUCUUCAGGGGACCCAACGGGGCUUCUGCUGGCGUGGCUGCCCAGCAUUCUCAGUGUUUUGCAGCUUGGUACGGACACUGUCCUGGAUUAAAAGUGGUCAGUCCUUGGAGUUCCGAGGACGCAAAAGGACUCAUCAAAUCAGCCAUUCGAGACGAUAAUCCAGUUGUGGUCCUGGAAAACGAACUGAUGUAUGGAGUUCCUUUUGAAUUUCCAGAGGAGGCUCAGUCAAAAGAUUUCCUGAUUCCUAUUGGAAAAGCUAAAGUAGAAAGGGAAGGAACCCACAUUACAUUGGUUUCCCAUUCACGACCUGUUGGCCAUUGUAUGGAAGCAGCUGCUAUACUGUCUAAAGAAGGAAUAGAAUGUGAGGUGAUCAACCUGCGCACCAUUAGACCGAUGGACAUUGAGACUAUUGAGUUUAGCGUCAUGAAGACCAAUCACCUUGUGACGGUCGAAGGAGGCUGGCCCCAGUUUGGAGUGGGAGCCGAGAUCUGUGCCAGGAUCAUGGAAGGUCCCGCCUUUAACUUCCUCGAUGCUCCUGCUGUCCGAGUCACAGGGGCCGAUGUUCCUAUGCCUUAUGCAAAGAUCCUGGAGGAAAACUGCAUCCCGCAAGUCAAAGACAUCAUCUUUGCAGCCAAGAAAACUCUCAAUAUCUAAUCUCUGCUUGACAUUGAGGUCCCUGGGAGUUCUCGUGUGUAAUUACCCCUUCCGAGGCUGGGGUCACGCUGUCGGUUCCCAUGCACGAUUGCAUGGUCUGGAGCCACGAGGCCUCUGGGUACCAUUCUGUGUGGGGGAAGGUGUCCUAGUACUUGGGGUGGAAGCACCUGCCCUUUUGUGUCUGUUACAGUUAAGCCAUUUCUGCUCCAAAGGAAACCAAUCUGUAAGAAUGUUUCUGCCUCCAUUACCAGCAGGACAGUGCAUCGGGGCCCUGAAGGAACUGGCCAGGGGUCUUCCUGACAGCUAAUUUAUCUGUACAGAGCGGUCAUCCCACUCAGCUGGGUUGUUUUGAUAAGGAAUAAAUGCUUCUGGUUCCAGUCA